AUGGAAAAUCUCCCCAAGCUAAACGAUAUUAGCCAAGAAAAACGCCCAGAAAAUUGAAGAAUCAUUAAUGUCCCGAGCUCCCAUUUAAGCGGAUUCAUUAGCAACAAAAUAAAAACUUCACGCUAUACCCUCAAAACCUUUCUCCCUUUAAGUCUUUUUGCACAGUUUCACAGUCCAGUUGGCAUCUGUGUUUUCUUUUGGGUAAUAAUGAAAACAAAUAUUACAGUAUAUUUGAAAUCAUAAAAACGACUGUAAAUUUUUAAAAUUGUAUAUGAAAAAACCCAAACGGAAAAAACAUUUAAAAACAUACGGGAAAAUCCCCACAGCGAUUUUUGUGAUUUUUCCAUAAAAACCAAUAUGAUAUUGUGAGUUAAUAGCAUUAAAAAUUUACCUGAUUGCAUAAAAUAGAGAAUCAAUACUGCAUGCAAUCAUAAUUAUUAAUAUACAUAAUUGAGAUAAAAUAAAUAAAGGAUCUUUAUCACGCCUUAUCUAGAGUAUACUUUUUCUAUUUGAAAAAUUAAUCUUUUAUACCUAUCAAGAAAAAUUAAUUAUUUUUAAUAUUUUAAACCAAUUAAUUGAAAGAUUUAAUUUAAAUUGCAUUUUAUCGCUAAUCAAUAUCAGCAUUCAUCUUUUUAAAAUUUCGUUCAUAACUGUAUCAGCAUCUCCAUUAUCAACAGCACCAUGAAAAAAAGCCAGUCAUUUUUUUUUAGUUAAAAUUUUUAAAUGGAAAAAGAAUACUCUGAAUAAGAUGUGAUAAAGCUCCUUUAUUUUUUUAUCUCAAUUAUGUAGAUAAAUAAUUAUCAUUAUGCAAAUUAUUGAUUCUCUCUUUUAUACAAUCGGAUAGCUUUUUGAUGCUAUUAAUUCAUAAUAUCAUAUUUUUUUCGAGGUUUUUCAUCGGCUCUAGAGAUUUUUUCCUGUUUGUUUUUAAAAAAUUUUUUUUCGGCUUGGGUUUUUUCAUAUGCGAUUUUAAAAAUUUUAAAAUUUGCAGUCAUUUUUAUAGGUUCAAAUUUUACUGCAAAACCAAUCAGGGUUUUUUCAUAAUUACCCUUUCUUUUUGCAUCCAUAUAUAAUUCUAUCUGAUCAGAAACUUACCCAUGAUUUCCUUUCAUUUUUUUAGCAUUAUUAUUAUCGCUUACCAUGUUUUCUGAUAUAUACCAAGACUUUAAAAGAUAUUUAAACGAUGAAAGUAUUAAUAAUCAAUUUUGCAAUAAAUGAGAUGGGCACGAAUUUAUUAAAAUAAAAAGAAAAAAAUUGCAAGUCGGAGAUAUUAUUUUGGUAACUGAGAAAGAAUAUGUCCCUGCUGAUAUCUUAGUUCUUUCUAUUGGUGAAGAAGAACAAAUAUGUUAUGUUGAUGCGAGUGAAAUUAUUGGAGAAAAAUGCAUUUUAAUUAAAAAACCCAUAAAUGACUCACAGAUGGUUAUUAAUUCUUUUGACCAUAUUGAAGCUGGAAAUUACUUGUGCAAGCUUGAAGCUAAAGUAAAAGUUCCUGCACCUUUUAAAUUUAAAGAAUUUUCAGGAUUUUUCAAACUUAAACAGAAUCCAAAAAGAAUAAAUUUAUCUAAUAAUAAUUUUGUUCAAAGAGGGUCAAUAAUCAUUGAAACCUCAUGAAUUUUUGGAUUGGUUAUAUACACUGGAAAAGAAGGGACAAGCCCAAUAAGUGAUUUAAAUUAUACAAAACAUAUAUCCCGCUUUCAAAAAACAUUAAAUAGGUAUGUAUUUCUUAUCAUAAUUGCAGAAUCUAUUGUCCUGAUAUUUACCUUAUUUUUUAAUUAUUUAUACUAUGGUUUGAAAUAUGAUGAUAAUUUACUCAAGCUAUUUCAAGAUUUGCUCGUACAGCUGUGCCAAGCUGUGCCAAUCUGUAUCUAUUUGAAUUUAGAAAUCGUUAGAUUUCUCCAGGCCAAGAAAAUACAAAAGAAAAACGGAUCAAUUACUUUCAACACUACAAAUAUUAUUGAAGACUUAGGACAAAUAGAAUAUAUAUUAGCAGACAAAACGGGGACAAUCACGACUAGUGAUCUUUCAGUAAAGGCAUGCAUAAUUAAUAAUAGCAUUUAUACUAACUCCCUUCGUGAGUAAACAAAAAAAUUUUGUUUGUUUGCGGAGGGGUUAAUUAUUUUUCGAAAUUUAAAAAAAUCGCAAAAUUAGCAAGCAAAAAAAUUACUUUAAUUUGCAAAAUUAUGUUUUUAAAAUACAAGCUGUUUAAAAUUCAACAGAAUUAGCUAGAGAUUUUAUUAUGCUAUUUAUCAUUUAUAUAUCAAAAUAUUUUAUAUUAAAAUAAUUUCUGUUCGCCAAGAGGGGUUUUUCCUAAAAAUAAGAUUUUUCCAGUGGUUUUUUUCGCUAAGGUACGAAGGGUGUAAGCAUGACGAUGAUUAUUUGAAUGAUGUCCAUGAAUUUGUAAGAGUGGACAGCAACGCUUUUACAGAAAGCACAUGCUUUAAUAGAUGCUUUAGCUAUCCAAAUGGAAACUCCAAGAUAAACUUUUCAAAGCUGAGGAAAGAUUUCUUAGGAGCAUUAGAUCGAAAAUCUAUUCUUUAUCAUUACAUGGUAUGCAUGGCUAUUUGCAAUCAAGUUUCAAUAAAAAAGCACUGCAGCUAUUUUUCAACUUCCGCAGAUGAUCAUGCAUUAGUAAAAACUAGCGGAAAACUCGGUUUUAAGCUGAUCAGAAGAACCAGCAAAAAAUGUCUGCUAAAUGUUUUAGGAACUGAAGAAAGAUUUCCUAUAAUUGCAGCCCAAAAUAACUCCGCAACCAAUAAAACCCGAAUAGUUGUCAAAGAUAUCAAUAAUUCCGUCGCAGUUCUAUAUGUAAAAGGCCCCAGAGAAAAAAUGAUACGAAUUUUAGAUUUAACCUCUGAACAAAGGCAGUACCUUGACGAUAAAAUGCUUAUGAAAGAUUUAUCUGGAGUAAAAUCCAUAUAUAUGGGCUGUAAAAUCCUAACCCUAGAAGAAUAUAACCAAUUUAAAUUUGCAUAUAGUAAUGCGAAAUUAUCACCAGUUAAUAGUGAAGGAAGAAUUGAAGACUUAUUUGACGAAUUAGAACAAAACUUAGAGUAUCUGGGCGUUGUGUGUCUUGAAUAUAAAAUUCAAGAGGGAGCCAAAGAAACGAUAUCGUUACUAACAAAAGCAGGAAUAAAAAUUUGGAUGCUGAGUGGGGAUUGUGAAGAAAGCACAAUAUCUUCAGGGCUGUCAGCAAAUUUAUUUGAAAAAGAAGCUAGGAUUGUAAAAUUGACAAAUUAUUCUUCAGAAAUAGCCUGCAAGAGGGAUUUAAUAAGACACAUAAACUCUUCUAUUUUUCAUAAGGAAAACGAUAAUAAGCAGACUCAGAGUCCUACAGAGUCGCCAGAUUCUUUUAGAAUGCUACAUUAUGCGUAUACAGAGCCAAUAAUGUUCAAUCAUGAAUCACAAAAUAGCCCUGAGUUAGAAAAUGAUCGAUACCAAAUCCAAAGACCAAAUGCUCUUCAAAUCUUUAAAUCAGUUGAUCCCCAGCUAUUUCAGCCAUUAGAGCUACAUUCACUUCUAUCUUCAAAUUUUAAUUGCAAUUCGAUUUAUACAAAGCUCUACUGAAAUAAUCUCAAAAUAUUUUUUUUAUUUUCUAUGUUAAAUUUAAUUAUCAAUAGUAUAUUUUAUUUUAUCUAUAGACCGAAGUGGAUUAGAAUAUGGAUUAAGCACUAAAGAAAACCGAAAAUAUUUUAUUGCUCUUUUAUGUGCAGCUCAAGUCGUCACUUUUCACUCGCUACUUCCAGACGAUAAAACAAUGGUCGUAAAAUUAUUAAAAGAAAAUGUUUCAUAUAAGCCGAUGAUUCUUGCUGUGGGAGAUGGUAAUAGUGACAUUGGGAUGAUGCAGGCUGCACACAUAGGUGUAUGUGUGCAUACAAGUGCAGCUAAUCAAGCUGAAAAUUUAAGCCAUAUUAAUAUCAAGAGUUUUUCUCAACUAAAAGAUUUGAUUUUGAUAGAUGGAUACAAAAUCUACAUAAAUUCUUCGAGAACUGUGGUUUUUUCAGUUUUUAUAAGUGUGACAGUAUUUUUUAGUAUUUUUUUAUAUGAUAAUUGUGUUGGAUCAUCGGGGAAUUCAAUUCUUGAGGCAUAUGAUAUUUUUUGUCUUAAUUAUACUGUACUAUAUUGUAUUUGGCAAGUCAAUUCUUGAUAAAUGGCAGUAUCUCAAUAAAUUAUUUAACCUAGGAUAUAUUUUUUUUAGCAUUUUGAUUAUUACUGUUGGAAUUUAUGAUGAAUUUGUAUCUGAUGCAAGAAUAAUAAAUUUUCCACAAAUUUAUAUAGAAGGAAUCAAAAACAUGCAUUUUUCUAAUAAAAUUAUGAUAAAAGCUGUCAUUUGCUCAUUUAUUGCAGCAAUUGUUACAAUCUCAUUUGUUUAUUUACUAGGUGGAAUUAUUAAUAAACAAGGAUAUAAUGAUAGCUUCGAGUUAGACCAAAUUAUGGUGAUAAUUGCACUAUUUAGUUGUUUGUUAUGCUUUAUAAUAAAAAGCAUUUGAUCUUUCAAUAUAUGAACAGUUUUUUCUAUAUUUUCUUCAUUUGUUUUAUUAUUUAUUUUCAGAAUUAUUCCUUCAGUUCAAGUUUAUGAAUUUUUGAAUUAUGGAGCCUUUCAAAUGAUAAGCAAUUCGGCUCCAUGUCAAAUGACCGUGGAUUUUUGACAGUGUACAUUUCAUCGAAAUCCAUUUGGUCGAAAAUUUUUGAUAGUGCGGGCAUUUGGCCGAAAAUUAAUUUUUUUUUCGGUCAAAUGUCUCCUAUCAAAAAUUUUGGACCAAUUUUCGGCCAAAAAAUUUUCGGUGAAAUAGACACUAUCAAAAAGGCAAAGCCAUUUGACCUGCAACCAAGCAAUUCAAUCAGUUACAUUAUUUGGAUAAUUAUGCUUACUUUAUUAUUUGCAAUUAUUUUUCAUUUUUAUAGAGCAUGAUUUGAAGUAUUUUCUCCUAGCCUUUGCAACUAUUUACAACAAGGAAUUUUUAAAAAAUUCUCGAACCUUAAUUUCUCACCAAGGAUAAACGAAUUCAAUGGCCGCCUUGGAAGUAUUUAUAUUUCUACUGAAAAUAAUAAAACCAAAGAAAUUUAUGAUUCUUUUGAUGUAAGUAGCUUAUUACUAAAAUAUAAAUCAAAGACUCGUGAGACUGAGUAUCAACUAGAAAAAUUGCAAGAAAAUAUUUUUAAUUGCCGCUAUUUUUUUAUCAAUCUUUUUCUGGUGAUUACUUUAUUAGUAAUUUAUGAGUCUAUAAUGAAUUCUAAUACAACUUGAAUUGAAGUAUAUGAAUAUUUUUUAUUAGGGGUUCAUGGGAUUUUUAUUUUCUUUACUUGUACAGCUAUAUUUCAAAAAUGCCAAAAUCAGUUAAUCCUAUUACUUUAUUUUUUACAUAUCACCUUAUUUUUAGUCUGCUCCAUAUUUUUUGACACUUUCAUUCCUGGAGAAAUUCUUAUCCUCCCUCCAUUAUUUCUUAUUGGCCUAAGUUUUAAUUGAUUCUGAAAUUCCAUGUUUUUAUUAUUUUCUGAGCUAUUUGUUUUAGGUGGCAUUUUAUAUGAACUACUUCAUCACUAUAGUGAUCCAAAAGAAAUUAUCCUUUACGCAUCCGAAUACGUUAUAAUCCAUAUUUCAAUCAUCAUUCUUUCAGGAUUAGUUGGCUAUUUUACUGAAAAAUCAGUUCGUGAAAAAUACACCCUUGUUAAAAAGGUAGAGAUAGAUGUUGAAAAAUCUAAAAUGGUAUUAAAUUGCGUUUUACCGAAAUUUGUAAGGAAUCGAGUAAAGGAUGGAGUCCGGUAUAUUUCAGAAAAUCAAGGAAUUGUUUCUGUCAUUUUUUGCGAUAUUUGCGAUUUUGAAGAAAUUAUAUCAGGAAUUGGGCUGCAAGAAUUAACAGAGUUUCUUGAUGAAGUUUAUAAGAAAUUUGAUAGAGUAUGCGACAUGGUUGGGGCUACGAAAAUAGAAACUGUUGGAAAGACUUAUAUGGCUUGUGCGGGGCUAAAAGACAGUGAAACUGAAUUAGAUCCAUGCUUUAGUUCUGUAUCACAUGUAAGGAGAGCGAUUGAAAUGGGGAUUGGGAUACUUAAGACUGCAGAAAAAACAUACCUAACCCCAUUUAAAUAGAUAGGGAAACAUCUUGCUUGCUAUUAAAGGGGGAUUAAUUUGUUUUUACAAUUUUUUGGAUUUUAAAAAUCAGAUGCUUGAAAUAAAAAGAUAAUUUAGUAAUAAAAUUUAUAUUUAAGAACGCAAGCAGAGUAAAAUUUAAGAGCAUUAGCAAGAGAUGUCGUUAUAACUAUUUUAAAACAAAAAAUUAAAAAAUUUUUUUGCUCAGUCUUAAAAGAGAUUUUUCAAUUGUUUUGCUCUCUUAAAGGGAAUGUAAGAAAAGGAGUCUCAUUAAAAGUAAAAAUCGGCAUACAUAGCGGCUCAGUUACUGCAGGAGUUGUAGGUGACCAUAAACCUCAGUUUUUAUUAGUAGGAGAUACCGUUAAUACAGCCAGCCGAAUGGCUUCUACACUGGCAGAUCCAUCUAUGAUCCAAAUUUCUGAAGCUUCUUACAAUUUAUUAGAUGAUAAAUCAGGACUUGUUUUUUCUAAACAAACAGUAUAUGUAAAAGGAAAAGGGAUGAUGAAUACCCUGCAUAUAAAAAUCAUGGAAGUCGACGAUAUUCAGUCUCAGAGCUAUUUAAAUAACCCUUCUCCAAGGGCUUUUCUUAUGUCGAAUUAUUCAUUUAGUUCUGUAGCCAAUAGAGCAAGUUUUAGUGAUAAUUCAAUAAGGACUGAAACAAAAAGAAAAUCAGUUAUUUUAUACUGAUUAAAAUGAAUAUGAUCAAUAGUAAAAUAAAAUAAUAUAUAUGGAUAAAAAUAAAUUAGACCUAAGAUUUUACCUUAAAAAGAAUAAGCAGUUUGGAUUUAGAGGAAACUUCUCAAUUGUUUAGGAGGGAAGAUACAGAUAAUAUAGAAGAAAUGCAUUUUCUCACAUGCAACUUUAAAGAAACUGAAAAAGAAACUGAGCUUAGGCUGCAGAUUAUUGAAAUUUAUAAACCAAUCAUAUUUUACUCUUUUAUUCUGAUUGUUAUAGCAAAUUUCAUAUUAUUUUGAAUCCAUUUAUUAGGAUGUUUAGAUUCUGAUGAAUUUCCUUAUCGUAUAAAAAUGGUGAUUUUUGCAUUUUUCCAAAUUAUAAUAUUUGGAAGUUUUACUUUUCUCAAUAGAAACAUUUACAAAAAUAAAUAUUUUGCGUGGUUGUUACAAUUAAUCUAUAUACUCUCCAUCAUAGCCUCAUCACUCAUUGAUUUUGACAGUGAAGAAUCUUUUUCAUUUGCCACAGAAGAAGCUUAUGCUUAUUUCUACAUGCUUUUGCUGACCCAAUGUUCCUGCUUAUUCUACAAACACAUAAUUAUUUCUUUACUUCUAGUAUGAUCAAUCUGACUAUGCCAUAUCAUAAUUUUCCCCUCAAAUAUUUUCUAUCAAUCCCUCAUUUUUUCUUUAAUUUUUCUUUCCAUUCUUGCCUUUAUCACCUAUAAUAAAGAAAAAAAUCUUCGGAUAUUUUCCGCCCUUAAAGAAUACUCCCAAAAAGAACUGACAAACACUGAUAAUCUCCUAACAAAAAUGAUGCCUCUCCACGUAUAUCAUAAUUUAAGAGAAGAAAAUACUAUUGUAGAUUCUUUAAGUCAAGUAACCUUAAUUUAUGCUGACAUUGUAGGCUUUACCUUAUGAUCUUCUAAUGAGACUCCGACUGCUAUUAUAGGGAUGCUUUCUAAUCUUUUUGGGAAUUUUGAUAAAAUGUGCGAAAAACAUCAUGCUUAUAAAGUCCACACUAUAGGAGACUGCUAUGUUGCAAUGGGAUAUAGGGAUGAUAAAGAGAGAAAUUCAGCUGAAGAGUGCUAUAAUAUGAUUUGUUUUGCAGAAUCAAUGAUUGAGGUUAUUGAAAAAAUCAAUAGGGAAAACUCGCUGCAGCUGGCUAUGAGGAUUGGGAUGCAUACUGGGAAUAUUAUUGGAGGAGUUGUGGGUACGAAUAUUAUUAGGUAUGAUAUUUAUGGAAAUGAUGUAUUGAUUGCGAAUAAGAUAGAAAGCAAUGGAGUCGCGGGGAGAAUUUCAGUAAGUGAAGCUACAAAGGAGAUUGUGAACAUUUAUAAGCCUGGAAUUUUUGGGUUUGAGCUUAACCAGGAAAUCCAUGUUAAUACGAUGGUAAAAGAUAUAAAAUCGUAUUUUUUAAUAAGAAAUCAAAUAUAA
Blepharisma stoltei is the source of this 8187-nucleotide messenger RNA. The record is from the annotation of a GenBank genome assembly. Lineage: Eukaryota; Ciliophora; Heterotrichea; Heterotrichida; Blepharismidae.